This is a messenger RNA of Sander lucioperca (pikeperch), 567 nucleotides long. RefSeq lists its product as uncharacterized. NCBI's taxonomy places the organism in Eukaryota, Metazoa, Chordata, Actinopteri, Perciformes, Percidae. The record is from RefSeq and is a predicted model, not a curated record. The coding region runs from base 37 to 534 and encodes 165 amino acids. The transcript is spliced from 5 exons.
UCCUGGCGAAACCUUGCUGAGGCAUUUUGGAGCAAAAUGCAUCCAGUCCGUUGGUUUGUCACAGUGCUCCUGACAGUUGGCGCCUCUGAGCUUUGUUGUGCCGGACCACUCCAUGCUCAGUGCAAAGUAGAAUGGUACUUUGGGAUACCAUGCCAAGUGGUUUAUGAAUCCCUGGUCUCACAGAUUAAGAAGUGGAAAACCAUGGCUGGCUGCACCAUGGGAGGACAGAGGUGCCUUUACAAGCUGCAGUCUGCCUCGGUCCACUUUAUAGCAGCUAAACACACCACGCCCUUUAAGAGGUAUGUGGACGACAUCAACUUCCGGCUGGUCUCCUAUCACUUCUUCACUUGCUGUCACGUUUCGGCCAUGUCUGUCUCUGAGACCUGGUAUGCCAUCAAAGACCACGGCACCAACUACUGCAACCUCUACAACCUCAUAGAAGGAAGUGGUCUAACUGAAGCCAGAGGUUAUAAAGAGGUCACCAGUGACUUCCUGUGUACCCAGCGCUCCUCUGCUAACUGCACCGUCUACUGACUGAAUAUCUGGGAUCACCAGAGACCAUCACAG